Molecule: messenger RNA, 384 nt
Organism: Monoraphidium neglectum
Lineage: Eukaryota; Viridiplantae; Chlorophyta; Chlorophyceae; Sphaeropleales; Selenastraceae
Exons: 1
Coding region: 1-384 (127 amino acids)
Biological process (GO): transcription-coupled nucleotide-excision repair; transcription initiation at RNA polymerase II promoter; DNA-templated transcription
Cellular component (GO): RNA polymerase II, core complex
Molecular function (GO): zinc ion binding; DNA-directed RNA polymerase activity; nucleic acid binding
Source: RefSeq, a predicted model, not a curated record
AUGGCGCAGCACGGCGCCGCGGCCGCCGCGGCGCCGCGCAGCCGCGGGCUCAAGUUCUGCCCAGAAAGCAACGACCUGCUGUACCCCCGGGAGAACCGCAACACGCGGCGCCUCGAGUUCUUCUGCAAGAAUUGCAGCCACGUCGAGGAGGCCGAGCCGGACGACUACUGCGUCCACGUGGCCCGCAUCAAGCACGACAGCAAGGAGCAGACCGUGAUCUUGCAGGACGUGCGCGCUGACCCGACGCUGCCCCGCACCAAGGAUGUAGAGUGCCCAGACUGCCACCACCGGGAGGCGGUGUUUUUCAGCCAGAGCAGCGAGACGGGGAUGGUGCUUUACUUCAACUGCUGCGCGUGCGGGCACCGCUGGCGGGAGGACGUGUAG